Lotus japonicus is the source of this 1793-nucleotide messenger RNA. RefSeq names its product 3beta,22alpha-dihydroxysteroid 3-dehydrogenase-like. Lineage: Eukaryota; Viridiplantae; Streptophyta; Magnoliopsida; Fabales; Fabaceae. Gene Ontology annotation, biological process: multicellular organism development; sterol metabolic process; brassinosteroid biosynthetic process. The transcript is spliced from 9 exons. The record is from RefSeq and is a predicted model, not a curated record. Bases 60 to 1514 code for a protein of 484 amino acids. Gene Ontology annotation, molecular function: monooxygenase activity; oxidoreductase activity, acting on paired donors, with incorporation or reduction of molecular oxygen; heme binding.
UGUUUGUAGUACUUGAAUAUUCCUUCAUAUCCAUUGUUUUGAGAAAGAGCAACAGCAAGAUGUUGAAUCUCUCCAGAGAAGAGCUAGUGAUCGUGGUCGCAUUACUCUGUGUAGGAAUAACAUACCUGGCUUCAAAAGCUUGUAAAAGAGCUUCUUCAAACGAGAGAGAAGAUAUCCCUGGACGUCUGGGGUUACCUUUCAUCGGGGAAACUUUUUCUUUUCUCUCUGCCUAUAAUAGCACGAGAGGAAGCUACGAUUUUGUUACACCUAGGCGAUUAAGGUUUGGGAGGUGGUUCAAAACAAGGCUAUUCGGCAAGAUCCAUAUCUUUGUUCCUAAUUCUGAAGGUGCAAGGAUAAUACUUGCUAAUGAUUUUGUUCUAUUCAACAAGGGAUAUGUAAAAUCAUUGGCAGAAGCUGCAGGAAAGAAUAGCUUAUUUUGUGUACCCGUUGAGAGCCACAAAAGGAUGAGGCGCCUUCUAUCAGAGCCAUUCUCAAUGACUUCCCCAUCUGCAUUUAUCACAAAAUUUGACAAAAAAAUGUGUGCAAGGCUGCAAAAACUUGAAGAGGGUGGCCAAAGUUUCAAGGUGUUGGACUUCUGUAUGAAGAUGUCAUUUGAUGGAAUUUGUGAGAUGCUGAUGAGCAUCACGGAGGAUUCAUUACUAGAAAAGAUCUGGAAAGACAGCAUUGCCGCUGGUGAAGCCAUGAUAUCUAUUCCUGCCAUGAUUCCGGGCUCCAGAUACUAUAAGGGCAUGAAGGCUCGUAGAAGGCUUGUGGAAACCUUCACAGAGAUCAUUGCAAGACGGAGAAGGGGAGAAGAGUCUGCAGAGGACUUCUUGCAGUCCAUGUUGCAGAGAGAUUUAUUCCCAGCCAGUGAAAAGCUUGAUGAUUCUGAGAUUAUUGAUAAUAUGUUAACAUUCAUAUUUUCCGGACAGAGCACCACAGCAACAGCAAUGAUGUGGAGUGUAAAGUUCUUACAUGAAAACAAAGAAGUACAAGAUAUACUCAGGGAAGAACAAUUGUCUUUAAGCAAAAUGAAGCCAGAAGGAGCUCCACUUACAAAAGAAGACAUCAACAACAUGCCCUAUGGUUGGAAGGUACUUAAGGAAACACUGAGAAUGUCCAAUAUCGUGUUAUGGUAUCCUCGUGUAGCACUUCAAGACUGCACCAUUGAAGGGCGUGAAAUAAAGAAAGGUUGGCACGUUAACAUCGAUGCAACUUGUGUACAUUUCGACCCUGACUUGUACAAGGAUCCCUUGAAAUUCAAUCCGCAAAGAUUUGAUGAAACUCAAAAGCCCUACAGUUUCAUACCUUUUGGAGCAGGGCCGAGAACAUGCCUUGGGAUGUAUAUGGCAAAACUGAAAAUGUUGAUCUUUAUACAUAGACUCGUGGGGGGUUACACGUGGACACUUGAUGAUUUAGAUAAUAGCUUACAAGCGAAGGAACUCGUUCCUAAACUAAGGAGUGGUUGUCCAAUAACGUUGAAGUCCUUAAGCAAAAGCAGGUCGGAGGCAUAAAUGGCAACAAUAUGCAAACAACAAGCUGGGUGGUAGAAUAAAAGUUAUUGCAAAAUAAAAUAUUGUAUUGUUAUAAAAGAUGAAAGGUUGUCGUAAUAUGCAUUAAGGAGCCAAUAUUUUCUAUGUAACCAGUAAGUAUUUAUCAUUUAUCAUUAGAUUUAAGUUUAUUAAGCAGAUGCCCGUCAAAAAAAAGUUUAUGAAGCAGAUGAAAAGCUUGGAUGAUAUUUGCAAUGUGUAAACUUGUCUUCAAAUACAGUUGAGAGUCGUUUUAUGUCUUCA